Oikopleura dioica is the source of this 639-nucleotide messenger RNA. NCBI's taxonomy places the organism in Eukaryota, Metazoa, Chordata, Appendicularia, Copelata, Oikopleuridae. The record is from the annotation of a GenBank genome assembly.
AUGUUUCCUCGAAAAUCGAAAGACGACAAGCUUCCCAGUUUCUGUCCCGAAAGCAUAAGGGACUUAAUUCUAACUCCGCCGAGACUCAAUGAGUCAACUAUCGCGGGGAUCGAUGAGAAUGAAAAUACUCGAAUUCCUGGCAUACUUACUGCUACAACUGGGAUGGGUCGAAAGUCGGGUUGCAAAGUCAAUUUUCCGACUGACAGGCCAAUCGCAACAGUUCAAGAAUCGUCCCGCUACGAAGAACACAAAUCGAGUGUUCAGACAGUCAAUGAGCCCGACACAACUUGGAAAAAAGAAAGUGCGCGUCGCGACCAACGAAAAACGAACAAAUGCCCGUCGCGAAACGAAAACAACGAACUUCGAAUAACAGGGAUGCUUGACAUCAGUGCAGUUCAAUUGCAUAACUUUCUUGCCGCCGCAACGCAUUCAAUUGACGAACCGGAACUUGUUGUCCGAACUUAUCGAUCUUACGAGGUCGUGAACGCGGCGCAGCACCUGAGAGGCGCCAUUGAAGCAACCACCCGGGUUCCAAUUUUGGAAUCUGGUGAGUUGGAUUACACCGAAUCAAUUUCAAGGCUUGACGACCGCCGACAAGUAGAGUCACGAGUCGAAGAAAUGAAAAUCAACAAGUUUUAA